Molecule: messenger RNA, 819 nt
Organism: Aspergillus lentulus
Lineage: Eukaryota; Fungi; Ascomycota; Eurotiomycetes; Eurotiales; Aspergillaceae
Source: RefSeq, a predicted model, not a curated record
AUGGCAGGCGACGGUCAGAUCGAUUUCAAACUUUAUAGAUACACCCCAUCGACAGCUGCAGCGGCGCUUUUUGUCGCUCUGUUUCUUCUCACAACGAUAUACCAUGUCUACCAACUCAGCCGGACGCGGGCUUGGUAUUUCAUAGCAUUUGUAGUCGGGGGUUUCUUCCAGAUCAUUAGCUACAUCUGCCGGAUCUUGGCCCAUAAUCACAAGGAAUCGGUCCCAAUCUAUAGUGUGCAAACUAUCUUGAUUCUCCUUGCUCCACCGCUUUACGCCGCCUCUAUCUAUAUGGUGCUGGGUCGACUGGUCACUUAUCUACAGGCAGAAAGGCUCAGCUUGGUUUCAGUGAGGUGGAUGACCAAGAUCUUCAUUACAGGCGAUGUCAUUGCCUUUUGCAUGCAAGCUGCAGGUGGCAGUAUCAUGGCGAGCGGUACGAUCAGCAGCUACAACCUCGGCGAGCAUAUUACUGUCGGAGGCCUAUGUGUUCAAUUGGCCUUCUUCAGCUUCUUUAUAGUCACCUCACUUGCGGCUCGGCUUUCUGAAAAGACUUCACGAACGUGGGAAACUGUGCUCGUGGGCCUGUACGCCGCAAGUGUCCUGAUUCUGGUGAGGUCGAUCUUUCGCUUGAUUGAAUAUGCGCAGGGGAACAAUGGGUACCUCAUCAGCCAUGAAGCCUUCAUGUAUAUUUUCGAUUCUGCUUUGAUGUUUCUGACCAUGGUUGCCAUGAAUUUUUGUCAUCCGUCAAUGAUCUUGGUUGGGUCAGAGAAAGAGCCUGAGGCCGAAAUGAGUUCCCCUACCUCUCAGACAGAAUUGACUUGA